AAAAACAUUAUAGUUUUGGGUUUGCAGUUUUUCAUGGUGUUUAAGAUUAGUUUUGCAUCCCCCCUCCCAAAGAAAAACCCAGUAUAACUUUAAAUAGUAAACUUUUUUAAAAGACAUUUUUUUCCUUCAAAGCAACUGUCUUAAUUUGUAUUAUCCCAUAGCUUGCCUUUAUUACAGUUAUUUGUGUGCAUAUUUUAUGCCCUUUAGUGAGUUCUUCAGGACCAGUCAAAUCUCAAACAUUUACAAAUAGUGAUGAAAGCACCGAAUUUGGAUGUGUGUGGAGGAUGUGCUGUAGUUGACCCCAAUCCUUUCUGAGUAGUAAAACUAGUUGUUUGCCAAUGAUGCACUUGACUUGAAUUUUAGCCAGAAUACUGAUUACGUAAAAGAGACUUCUGUUGGUAGAACUUUUUUUUUUUUUAAAAGGCCUGUGUUUGUGAAUGGUUACCUCAGGAAAAGUAAAUAUUUGUCAAAAUAGCAAGAACAAAUUUACUCCUCAAGUUGAAUAUUUUAAGUGGCUUUUGGAUGACUUUACACUGACUAUUCUUUUAGAGUAAGAAAAUAGUUUUUAAGAGCAUAGGCUAAAUUAAUUUCAAAAUGGAGCCUUUUGUGGAAAUUCUACUGUAGGUGUGUUCUAAUGUAGAUGGAUGGGCUAGAUGGAGAGAGUAAUGGUAGCCUGAAGGACUCUGUUAAUUAUGUGGAUGAAACCUUCAGUGUUAGAAUUCUAGCUUGCCAAGAGCAAUUUGUUCUCAUUUCCUGGACCUGAGUAUGGGCCUCAGGUAGAUGCAUGAUAGCAACCUGGAACACAUUAUUUUGACCUUUAAAGGCCAUUAGAUCUAAUGAAGUAAACUCUUGAUGAAGAGAUGAGUUCUUCUAGAUGAGGUCAGACAGUGAACACCCCCUCUUAGAGUUAGACUCAACUUGGUCAGGGAUAGGUGAUCCCAUAGUCUUGAUCACUUGCUACCUUGACUCCCUCAGGAGUCCUAAGUAAGACUGACCUCGUUUAUUAGACAAAGGCCCACAGGAUGCCUGACCUGGGCUAGGUUCUAGGAAUGCAAAGUGAAUUUUACUGUUUUUUAAAGGAGCUUAGAGUAUAGACUUACAGGCAUAAAAACAAGUGGCCUGAAGUGUUAGGACCCGUUACAAGUCUGCACAGUCCCGGGGAGUCUUUAGGAGGCACUUAAAUGGUAACUUCUAUAGGGAAGGGUGAAAAAAAGCUAAUGUGGAUGCUAAUUAUGCCUAGAAAAAAUAACCAAAUGUUAAUGGUUGUCAUGCAAGUGUAAAAUUGCAGGUAGUUUUCUUGUCUGUGUUUUCUAAUUUUUUAUCAACUGAAAAAUGGUGUGUGUGUGUGUGUGUCUUUUUAAACAGUUUUAAAAAGAAAUCAUGGCACUGUUGAUUCUGAUAUUUCAGAAACUGGCUAGUUUUAAGGGCAAAAGGGAACUGAGUGGCCAUUUUGUGCUGGAUUUGGCACAAUAACAUUAACCCAUUGAAUCCUCAGUAACGCUUCAACCUCAUUUUACAAAUGGGGAAAUUGAAGCUCAGAAAGAUUGACAGCAUCACCCAGAGUUGCUCUUAAGAACCACAGACAGAAUUUAAAAUCCUGGUCUCCAAACUCUGUAUUUUCCACUUGAUUCUCCUGGUUUUGAAACCUCUGGGGAAGAGGAUAUUAUUGAUGUUGGCUAUUUUCAAGUCCAUCUUAAUUCUGCUGUAAGAUUUCUCAUACAGUGCCAAGCACAGUAACUUGAACACAAAAGGUUCUUUAAUAGAAAUGCAUUUACAGGAUUUUGAUAUGUCAAGGCACAUCUAGUUUCUGACCUUUCCCAGUCGAAUUAAAUAUCCAGACUUCAUCUUAAAAACCUUAAGAAUAGCUGACCCAGUGGUGUACGCCUGUGGUCCCACCUCCUCCUGAGGCUGAGGCAGAAGGAUCCCUUGAGUUUGAGGCCAACUUGGGCAACAUAGCUGAGACUCCAUCUGAGAUUUUGGACUCUCUGCAGACUGUCCCUGGAUCGUGGGUUAAAAAUCUGUAUUCUGGUCUGAACCGUGGGAAGAAAAAAUAGUCGAUCUGGUUUUUCUGCUUGAAGGACACAAUGUUUUCCAAACUAGCACAUUUGCAGAGGUUUGCUGUACUUAGUCGAGGAGUUCAUUCUUCAGUGGCUUCUGCUACAUCUGUUGCAACUAAAAAAACAGUCCAAGGCCCUCCAACCUCUGAAGACAUUUUUGAAAGGGAAUAUAAGUAUGGUGCGCACAACUACCAUCCUUUACCUGUAGCCGUGGAGAGAGGAAAAGGUAUUUACUUAUGGGAUGUAGAAGGCAGAAAAUAUUUUGACUUCCUGAGUUCUUACAGUGCUGUCAGCCAAGGGCAUUGUCACCCCAAGAUUGUGAAUGCGCUGAAGAGUCAAGUGGACAAAUUGACCUUAACAUCUAGAGCUUUCUAUAAUAACGUACUUGGUGAAUAUGAGGAGUAUAUUACUAAACUUUUCAACUACCAGAAAGUUCUUCCUAUGAAUACAGGAGUGGAGGCUGGAGAGACUGCCUGUAAACUAGCUCGUAGGUGGGGCUAUACCGUGAAGGGCAUUCAGAAAUACAAAGCAAAGAUUGUUUUUGCAGAUGGAAACUUUUGGGGUAGGACGUUGUCUGCUAUCUCCAGUUCCACAGACGCGACCAGUUACGAUGGUUUUGGACCAUUUAUGCCGGGAUUCGACAUCAUUCCCUAUAAUGAUCUGCCUGCACUGGAGCGUGCUCUUCAGGAUCCAAAUGUGGCUGCGUUCAUGGUAGAACCAAUUCAGGGUGAAGCAGGCGUUGUUGUUCCGGAUCCAGGUUACCUAAUGGGAGUGCGAGAGCUCUGCACCAGGCACCAGGUUCUGUUUAUUGCUGAUGAAAUACAGACAGGAUUGGCCAGAACUGGUAGAUGGCUGGCUGUUGAUUAUGAAAAUGUCAGACCUGAUAUAGUCCUCCUUGGAAAGGCCCUUUCUGGAGGCUUAUACCCUGUGUCGGCAGUGCUAUGUGAUGAUGACAUAAUGCUGACCAUUAAACCAGGGGAGCAUGGAUCUACAUACGGUGGCAAUCCACUAGGCUGCCGAGUGGCCAUCGCAGCCCUUGAGGUUUUAAAAGAAGAAAAUCUUGCUGAAAAUGCAGAAAAAUUGGGCAUUAUCUUGAGAAAUGAACUCAUGAAGCUACCUUCUGAUGUUGUAACUGCCGUAAGAGGAAAAGGAUUGUUAAACGCUAUUGUUAUUAAAGAAACCAAAGAUUGUGAUGCUUGGAAGGUGUGUCUACGACUUCGAGAUAAUGGACUUCUGGCCAAGCCAACCCAUGGUGACAUUAUCAGGUUUGCGCCUCCGCUGGUGAUCAAGGAGGAUGAGCUUCGAGAGUCCAUUGAAAUUAUUAACAAGUCCAUCUUGUCUUUCUGAGGGUAGCCAGCUGUUUUCAGAGCGAGUUGGAGACAGGUGGUCCUGUAAAAGCUUUGUUCUUAAUGUGGGCACAUUCCACUCCCAUGAGUCUUCAAAAACUUUUUUUUUGGAAUAUAUGUUUUUUUCAGUUGAUACAUAAUAGAACAACGUUUCUGACCCUGCCAUUUGCUUUGUAAUGUAACUAAGAGAAUGUAAUGGCAUAUAUAUUCAGUGAAAGUGUUUUGAUGUGCAUGUGUACUUUCUAAGUGAAAUGCAUCUAUAUACAAACAGCCUCUAAAUCAAGUUCUUCAGUAUAAUUUAUAUAUGUUUUUAUAAUUUCCUCACUGGUAUAAGUGUUUCAUAUUUGAAAAAGUUAUCUCUGGGGUAUUACAUAAAAGGCUUCACCUUAUAAAAUGAAAUCAUUGUUAUUGAAUUUUAGGAAGGAUUAACGGUUAAAUGUAUGUAAAAUACUAACAUUAAGUAAACUUCAUAUUGGCCAACACCAGGGUUGUAUUCUAUGGAUGUCAUUAUUUUGAAUGAAGAAUUAGUGUUUAACAUUCCUAAAAUGUUUGAGUGCUUGAUUAUAAUUUGUAAAAAAUGUUUAUUUUCAAUAUUUCUUUAAAUUUAAAAUAAAGCUUAUAUUUCAGAUGUC
Molecule: messenger RNA, 4035 nt
Organism: Cercocebus atys (sooty mangabey)
Lineage: Eukaryota; Metazoa; Chordata; Mammalia; Primates; Cercopithecidae
Gene: OAT
Product: ornithine aminotransferase
Exons: 11
Coding region: 2085-3404 (439 amino acids)
Cellular component (GO): cytoplasm
Molecular function (GO): L-ornithine transaminase activity; pyridoxal phosphate binding; identical protein binding
Source: RefSeq, a predicted model, not a curated record